UUUCUUUUGCGGCCGUGUAUGCACUUGAAUUUUAUUCACGGCUAUUUUCAAGUGUUAUAUGUGAUGAUUUUUAUUAAAGAUUUACAAAAUGGAUGUGGUAGGCCUUCUGAAUAAUAUCCAUGAUAAAUCGGAUAUGUUUGCGGUCAAGACGUGGACGGCGGAAUGGACUAACAAUUUCGAAGAAAACCAGUUGCUAUGGUCGUUCUGCGGUUGCGUCGUGAUCUCACUAGUCGUAGUUUUCUUCUAUUACUACAAGAGAUGGCGGUCGAAAGAAAUGCUAAACGGCGCCCCAGCAACAGUGGAGCCCGCGAAGCGGUUCCGCAAACGCGACAAAAUGCUCUUUUACGGCCGGAGGAUGCUGCGCAAAGUCAAAUCCAUUUCCAACUCGGGCCAGGGCAGGAAACGCCGGGCCGUCAUGCGGUUUGCUAGGAAACUACUUCAACUCAAGAAGGAGUCAGCACCUGAGCAAUUGAAGGUCCUAGAACCGCCCGCAGAAUACCUGGAAGAAGACCUAACCAACGACGACCGGGUGCCGCCGGACGCGCUAUACAUGCUGCACAGUAUUCGUGUGUUUGGACACUUCGAGAAACCGGUGUUCCUGAUGCUGUGCAAGCACACGGAGAUCCUCAAUUUGCCUGCGGGGGCUUUUUUGUUCAAAGUCGGUGAUACAGACGAGAACGUGUACGUGGUUCAAAAUGGCCGCGUCAACGUGUACAUCACGAACCCGGACGGCAGUAGUUUGUCUCUCAAAGUGGUCAGAGCGGGCGAGAGCGUCACCUCACUGCUGAGCUUCACUGACGUGCUCACGGGCCACUCGCAACCGUACAAAACCGUGAACGCCAAGGCUUUAGAGGACUCGCAAGUGAUCAAGCUACCAAUGAGAGCGUUCCAGGAGGUCUUCCACGAGUACCCCGACAUCUUCGUCAGAGUUAUACAGAUCAUCAUGGUGCGUUUACAAAGGGUAACCUUCACAGCAUUGCAUCAGUAUCUCGGUUUGAGCGCAGAGUUGGUUAAUCCGGGCCGUGAGAAACGCCGGCCUACCACAGUCGCAUCAUCGCCAGGUCGAAAAGCUACAGUCGAUUCCAGUACUUCUAUGCAUUCCCCACACCACAGCGAGAGGGUUGAACAUACUCAAGAGGCCGGGCACAUGGCGUCCUCUCCCAUUAACAUCGCAAGAAAACCCCGGCCAGACAUGGUGCCAGACAUUGCUACUAGCACGCCGCAGCAGCAGCCAGACGUGCAACCGAACUCGUCCUCGUUCCAAAGGAGCAAAGAGGGGUCUUCGUUCAAGAAAAACAAUACCGAGAGUAUGGACGAACAGGCCCUAAUACGAAUAGCGACCGAGGCUUUUAUCAAAGAGCUAGGACUCGAAAACGAUCAGCUGCUUCAAGGCGCGGUCCAAGUCAGGGAUCUACCCGCCGGCACUUACAUCAUGAAAGAGGAGAGCCAUAAGCUCUAUUAUAGUAUCAAAGGUGAACCAGAAAUAGUGCAGGACGUAGCACUGGUGUACCUGCUAUCCGGGGCACUGCUGGUGUCGCAAAAAGUCGCAGAAGGGGAAGGCGAGGUGCACAUGUUCACGGCUUACCCAGGCGAAGUCGAAGGCGGUCUUGCUGUGCUAACCGGCGAGCCAUCCUUCUUCUCAAUACGAGCGAAACACUUCUCGCGAAUAGGCCUCCUCUCCAAGACAUCAGUGUACAGUAUCAUGCGGGAGAGGCCUUCUGUGGUGCUACAUAUAGCUAAUACUGUUGUGCGGAGGUUGUCGCCAUUCGUGCGACAAGUGGACUUUGCUCUCGACUGGGUGUUCCUAGAGUCAGGUAGAGCUGUAUACCGUCAAGACGAAGAGUCUGGCUCCACGUUCAUAGUGCUGAGCGGUCGUCUGCGCUCCGUCAUAACGCACCCUAACGGCAAGAAGGGGCUGGUCGGCGAGUACGGCAAGGGCGACCUGGUUGGCAUUGUGGAGAUGGUGACUCAAACCCGCCGCAGUACGACCGUGAUGGCGGUUCGAGACUCGGAACUGGCCAAGUUGCCAGAGGGCCUUUUCAACGCGAUCAAGCUUCGGUUCCCCGUCGUCGUCACGCGGCUUAUCAACCUGCUGGGACACAGGAUAUUAGGUUCAUGGCAGAAGCCGACAGCGGGUCUCGGCGGAGCGACUCUAGAGCCCCGAGUAUCCGCGCACAACUUUUCAACUGUAGCGGUGGUGCCUGUUAGCGAUGACGUGCCUCUCACCGCCUUCACUUACGAGUUGUACCACUCCCUCUGUGCUAUAGGGCCGACAGUUCGCCUGACCUCAGACGUUAUAAGAAAGCUGUUGGGUCUUACAAUAAUGGACCCCAACAACGAAUACCGGCUUAGCUCAUGGCUGGCGCAACAGGAGGAUAAACACAAGGUGGCACUUUACCAGUGCGACCCUAGUUUGACACAGUGGACGCAAAGGUGCAUUCGACAGGCGGAUUGCAUCCUAAUCGUGGCCCUCGGAGACAAACAGCCUAGCAUUGGAAAGAUAGAGAAAGAAAUCGAGCGUCUAGCCAUCCGUACACAGAAGGAACUAGUUCUCUUGCACCGCGAGGGCGGAGCCAACCCCAGCGGCACCGUCCACUGGCUGAACAUGAGGACCUGGGUCUCGCAGCACCACCACGUGCGCUGUCCGCAUCGCAUGUUCACUAGGAAGAGCCAGUACAGAGUUAGCGAGCUAUACAGCAAAGUGCUGAUGUCAGAAGCGAGCGUGCACUCUGACUUCUCCCGUCUCGCUCGCUGGCUUACCGGGACGUCUGUGGGUCUAGUGUUGGGCGGCGGAGGCGCCCGCGGCGCGGCACAUGUCGGCAUGAUACGGGCCAUACAGGAAGCCGGCAUACCAAUCGACAUGGUGGGCGGAGUGAGCAUAGGCGCCUUCAUGGGCGCCCUCUGGUGCAUGGAAAGGAACAUAACCACUGUCACACAAAAAGCCAGGGAGUGGUCACAGAAAAUGACCCAAUGGGGCAAGCAGCUAAUGGAUCUGACAUACCCAGCGACAUCUAUGUUCUCCGGGCGACAAUUCAACACCACCAUCCGUACGACGUUCGGGGAGGUCCAUAUAGAGGACUUAUGGCUACCCUACUUCACUGUCACCACGGAUAUCAGCGCGAGCUGUAUGAGGGUGCAUAGACAUGGUUCGCUGUGGCGCUACAUUCGCGCGUCGAUGUCUCUCAGCGGCUAUAUGCCGCCUCUCUGCGACCCGGUAGACGGCCACCUCCUAUUGGACGGCGGUUACGUCAACAACCUCCCAGCCGACGUAAUGCGCUCGUUGGGCGCCAAACACAUCCUAGCCAUAGACGUGGGGUCCCAAGACGACACGGACCUCACGAAUUAUGGCGACGACCUCUCUGGAUGGUGGUUAUUGUGGAAAAGAUGGAAUCCGUUCACGACCCCGGUAAAAGUGCCAAAUUUGCCAGACAUACAGAGUCGGCUCGCCUACGUUUCAUGCAACCGGCAGUUGGAGGAGGUGAAAAAGUCCGACUACUGCGAAUACAUUCGACCGCCGAUCGACGCGUACAAAACUCUCCAGUUCGGCUCGUUCGACGAGAUCCGCGAGGUCGGGUACCGGCACGGCGCGGCGUACUUCGAGGGGCAGCGGCGCGGCGGCGGCGGCGGCGUGUCGGGCGCCGCCGCGGACCCGAGGCGGCCCGACCACAACCCGCAGCUGACUGACUACACAUUCACGGAUCUAGCACAGAUGGUGUGUUCGGUCCGCACGGGGCGCGGCACGGACAACGACUCUUCCUCCUCGUCUGACUACGAGGAGGACCCGAGGCACUUUGAAGGCUACGCCUCGGAGCCCAGCGGGGGAAUAAUGGAGAUGUCUUCAAGCGUUGAGGAGGGAGCGGCAUGGAUCAGUGACACUGAAUUGGAGGGUCUGCGUACCCGGCGCGUCGGUGGCUCCCUCUCGCUGUCUGAAGAUGAAAUCGACUCGGAGUCGGAGGUGUAUGAUCCGCUUAACAAACGUGGAGGGGGCAGGUGA
Messenger RNA from Cydia amplana, 3994 nucleotides. RefSeq names its product neuropathy target esterase sws (gene sws). Gene Ontology annotation, biological process: phosphatidylcholine metabolic process. The record is from RefSeq and is a predicted model, not a curated record. Gene Ontology annotation, molecular function: phosphatidylcholine lysophospholipase A1 activity. The coding region runs from base 89 to 3994 and encodes 1301 amino acids. The transcript is spliced from 30 exons. Lineage: Eukaryota; Metazoa; Arthropoda; Insecta; Lepidoptera; Tortricidae. Gene Ontology annotation, cellular component: endoplasmic reticulum.